GGAUAUUGAGAUCACGACUCACGUUGAGAGAGACGAUUAAUUGAAUAAAAGAUUUGGACAACAGUUCACUUUAUAGGGUUUUUAGCUUAUUUUUUAUAAUCUUAUUUUUUUUUGCGUCAGUUAUCAGGAAAAGAUUUUUAUAAUAUAAAGCAGAUUCUUUCAAUCACUUGAUCAGAGCUCGUUUACCAGUAUUGAGAGAAACCUGACGAGGAAAGUGAUGAUGAAGUCGAAGUUGGCUACGCUCUUGGUGCUUGCGCAAAUUGCAGUUCAUUGCAUAGACGCAACAAAGACCAACAAUGAUUCUGCCACCAAUGCAAAUCUUACAGAUUUAUUUAUUGAAGCGCUAGACUUGCCUUCUUCUCUGGAAUUUCCAAAUCUUCCGUCACAACUCGAGAAUGUAUUUUUUGAGCCAGAGAAUUCGCUUAACAAAUCCGGAAAUUCGUCUUUGGAACUUGAAAUUCCAUCCCUUGGACUUUACUUAAGUUUACUUGAACAACCAGAGAACCAAAAUCAAAUGUUUGGACCGAGGAGUAUGCUUGAACAACCUGGGAGCCAAAAUCAAAUGUUUGGACCGAGGAGUAUGCUCGAACAACCCGAAAACCAAAAUCAAAUGUUUGAACCGAGAAGUAUGCUUGAGAUAUGAAGGAGCGUACAUGAUCCGUGAAUAUUUUCUUCAAGUAGCUAAAGUUAUUUUAUUAUAUUCCAGAAUGCAAAUACAAUGCAUAAUCUAGUUUAUAUUCAGAUUUUAUGUGAAUUAAAUGUAUAUUUUGCUUGUUUUUCGGGGCUUAUAAGUGAAAAUAUGCAAAUAAAGAAAUGACAUAAAUAUAAAAAA
Molecule: messenger RNA, 832 nt
Organism: Styela clava
Lineage: Eukaryota; Metazoa; Chordata; Ascidiacea; Stolidobranchia; Styelidae
Source: RefSeq, a predicted model, not a curated record